Selaginella moellendorffii is the source of this 828-nucleotide messenger RNA. Its product is annotated as putative germin-like protein 3-2. NCBI's taxonomy places the organism in Eukaryota, Viridiplantae, Streptophyta, Lycopodiopsida, Selaginellales, Selaginellaceae. The record is from RefSeq and is a predicted model, not a curated record. The transcript is spliced from 2 exons. Gene Ontology annotation, cellular component: cell wall. Gene Ontology annotation, molecular function: manganese ion binding. Bases 1 to 828 code for a protein of 275 amino acids.
AUGGCACCAUCUGUCUUCGUUACAAUCAAGUGUCCGACAUGGAGCUCCUUGGCAAUGUUUGGCGAGAGAAAUCCACGGUUGACGCGCUCAUGCAAAGAUUAUUUCAACCCUCCGAAGGUUUACGGAAGCGUCCACAUUGUCAACGAAGACUUAUUACGCCUCCCAGUGGGAUCACUCAAGAACGCGACGAUGAUCACACUCCUCCAGCUUCUCGUCAUCGCGGCACCAAUCUUCCAGGUGAUCACAGCCUCUGACCCCGAUCCCCUCCAGGACUUUUGCGUGGCCGACCUCACAAAGGACCUCACUCUCAAUGGCUAUCCUUGUAAGCGAGCGGCCAACACCACCACCGAGGAUUUCAUCUUCUCGGGCCUUCGAAACUCCGGAAACACCAGCGUCCCAACGGGAGCCGCCGCGGUGUUUGGCUUCGUCCAGGACUAUCCGGGGCUCAACACUCUCGGCCUCGGCAUAGCCAGGCUCGACUGGGCUCCCGGCGGUCUCAUCCCUCCACACACGCACCCGCGAGGCUCGGAGAUCAUCUACGUCGUGAAGGGGAGCUUGUACGCCGGAUUCGUCACCACCCAGAACCAGCUCUUCGCUCGGGUCAUCUCCAAAGGCGACGUGAUGAUCUUCCCGCGGGGUUUGAUCCACUGGCAGCUCAACGUUGGCAACACCACCGCCAUGGCCAUCGUGACGCUGGAUUCGCAGUCACCGGGCUUCCAGCUGAUCGCAAACUCCAUGUUUGGAUCGGACAUCCUGGACGAGGUGCUCGUCAAGACCUUCUUUAUUGACGAGAAUGCUGUCCGGCAGCUCAAGGCGACGUUCUCUUAG